UGAGACUCUGCUCCUCCCUGGAAACGGGCUUGGGAGCCCUCAUAGAAGGACUGCCCCGUGGGAUCCAGCGCACACCUGGUGCUCUGGAGAUGCGCCGAAUUAGGGCAGUGAAGGAAUUGGGGUUCGGGUCUCGGGUGCUGAGCUUAUGGUGCAAAGAGCACUGGAUUGGGAGUCUGGAGUCCUGUGUUCUUCGAGCUCUGCUGCUCACAGACUGUGCAACUUUGGACGAGUCCUUCCCUCGGUGGCCUGCAUCCCCGCGCCCUGCUCUCACCCACUGUGCUUCCUCUCCUCCAGGAGGGUGGACGUGCUCCUCAUGACUCCCUGGUUUGCUCCCAUCAUCUGGGACGGGACCUAUGACUCUGCCAUCCUGGACGCGCAAUUCAGAAACACCACCAUCGGGCUGACCGUGUUUGCCAUUAAAAAAUACGUGGUCUUCCUGAAGCUGUUCCUGGAGACGGCAGAGAAGUACUUCAUGGUGGGUCACAGGGUCAUCUACUACAUCUUAACCGACCGGCCGGCGGACGUGCCCCAGAUCCCCCUCCAGGAAGGAAGGCGAGUGGUGAUCCUCAAGGUCCGAAACUACACGCGCUGGCAGGACGUGGUCUUGCACCGCAUGGAGAUGAUCAGCAACUUCUCCCAGCAGCGCUUCCUCCAUGAGGUCGAUUACCUUGUGUCCGCGGACGUCGACAUGAAGUUCAGCGACCACGUGGGUGUGGAGAUCCUGUCGUCUCUCUUUGGCACCCUCCAUCCCGGUUUCUAUGCCAGCGAUCGCCAGCGUUUCACCUAUGAACGCCGCCCAUUGUCUCAGGCCUACAUUCCGGAAGAUGAGGGUGAUUUUUACUAUGCAGCAGCCUUGUAUGGGGGGUCAGUGGCAGAGGUUUACCGGCUCGCCACAGCCUGUCACCAGGCAACGCUGAUCGACAAGGCCAAUGGCAUCGAGGCCGUGUGGCACGAGGAGAGCCACCUGAACAAGUACCUGCUCUACCACAAGCCCACCAAGGUGCUGUCCCCAGAGUACGUGUGGGAUGAGCGGAUGCUGCGGAAACCGCCUUACCUUAGGAGACUGCGAUACGUGGCUGUCCCCAAGAAUCAUGCACAAAUUCGGAGCAGAUGAGACCAGACUUUCCAGGAGA
Molecule: messenger RNA, 1133 nt
Organism: Equus caballus (horse)
Lineage: Eukaryota; Metazoa; Chordata; Mammalia; Perissodactyla; Equidae
Source: RefSeq, a predicted model, not a curated record